AGACACAACACACCCCCAAUUUGUUGUUACUGAAAUGACAAGUUUUAAACAUAUAUUAUAAAAUAUAUGGUUUCAAAUAAUAAAUAUGGCAACAACAGACGAAAGAACAGUUUUUGCUAAAUUAGAAGCUAUUAAAGAGAUCAGGGCGAAAACUAUUCAGUUGGAAAAACUCAAGACUAGAAUUCUUCUUGAGGUGGAAGCUUUAGAUCAAGAAGAAAAAUGCCUAUCAGAAUACAAACAAGAGAUGGAUUUGCUGCUCCAAGAAAAAAUGUCGCAUGUCGAAGAAUUACGACAGAUUCAUGCAGACAUAAAUGCGAUGGAAGGUGUUAUAAAACAUGCAGAAGAAAGUCGUGGUCGAUCUUUAGCCACCGCUGCCAGAGUUCAUGAAGAGUAUCUUCCAUUAAAAUCGGAAGUGGAUCGGUUAAGACGAGAUUGUUUAGGUUUGGAUAGAUUACCCGAACUUCACGAAGAGGAGGGAACGUUAGUUACACCCGAGUAUGUGUUAUUUGCCAUAUAUUUAGAGAAAUGUAACGUUACACCUUUCAGGCGAUUUGCACAAUUUUUCUCGCCAACCAAAUCGAAUUCUCAAAAUUUUGCAAAAAGUAAUGAAUGGACACGUCCUUUAGCUCCAACAGACAACCAUAUGAGCGCUUUAGCUCCUCCAUUACCACCCACAUUUUUACCACCACCCAAUCCCUUAAGACUGGUAGCGAAUAAACCUGAGGCAGGGCGUCCAAGUAGCUUAGCCCAACCUCCACAUCCAGGACCACCUACGCCUACCUUCAGGUCGGAUUUUGUUAGCUUGAGGCAACAACCGCCACCAAUGAAAUCAUGUUUGAGUUGCCAUCAACAAAUACAUCGAAAUGCGCCAAUUUGUCCACUGUGUAAGGCAAAAUCAAGGUCAAGAAAUCCCAAAAAGCCAAAGAAGAAAGAACAUUAAAAGUUUGGUUUGACCAAUAUUAAUGUACUCGAUACUGACUAAAAACUGUUCGUUCAAUUCCUAAAUAGACCAAUCAUAAACACUUGCCUGGUGCAUUUUGCUUUUGCUGGGACAAAUGCAACAGUGCACUCGAGUUCAUUUUAGAAUUGGAAGAAUACAAUUAGAGCGUGAAAUUUUAUUCAAUAAUUUAAGUAAUGCAGAAUAUAUACAGUGCAUUUAUCUCACAUUGGAACAUAUACGAUUACAUGCAAUGGUGUUUUCCUAUGUUCCAUUUAAAACAUUGGAUAAUGUGCGAGUCACAACUCGACCAGCUUUUAAUUAUUUUCAGGUUAUGUAGGACACUGGACCUCAGAGUAAAGCUCAUCACACAAUGAAAAAAAUAAAAAAUAUGAAAUAUGGAAUAAGAAAUAGUGACGCCAUACACGCAAAACACAACAAACAAACAGCAACAGACUAUAAGCCAAUCAGAACACUCAUGCCGUUUGAAUUUAUGUCAUUAUAAAUAAAAUGGCAGCUAAUUGUAAGGCAAUAGCAGGCUAAUUGCACCACUAUCAAAUAUAAUUCUAAGUUCAUAACAUCACAAAUCAACACCUCAUACGUACUUGUUUUAUUUUAGAUUAACAAAGAGAAAAUAAUAAAUAGAGAAUACGCGUGCGCGCCUCUUCUAAUGUCAUUGGUUCGCAAUAUGAAUAAGGAAUAAAAAUUCGACUGAACGAAAUUAUUAUUUCUUAUUUGCUAGGCUUAUUUCAUAUUUCAAUGUUGUGUGCAAAUCCAUAAAGAUCAGUAGAUUGAAAAUUGUUAUUUCUUAUUCCUUAUUUGUUAUUUCAUUGUGUGAUGGGCUUAAGAAAUAAAGAGAGAUGCCUUGAUGCUUAUCAUAACGUGCCAUCAUCUCGUCAUGUUUGUACACAUUGCAAGAAGCGAACUUGUCACAUUUUGCGAGACGAUGUUUAAAGGAAUAUUAAUAAUACAUAUUAUAUUUGAAACAAUCUAAAUGGAUUUUUAAAUAUUUAUAAGGGUUGUGAAAAACAAACAAUUAUAAAUUUCAAUUAAACAGUUUAAUAAGAAAAUUUAUGAUAAUUAGUAGGCACUUUCUUUCGGUGAUCCA
Molecule: messenger RNA, 2045 nt
Organism: Photinus pyralis (common eastern firefly)
Lineage: Eukaryota; Metazoa; Arthropoda; Insecta; Coleoptera; Lampyridae
Product: zinc finger C4H2 domain-containing protein-like
Exons: 4
Coding region: 86-940 (284 amino acids)
Biological process (GO): positive regulation of neuron differentiation
Cellular component (GO): nucleus
Source: RefSeq, a predicted model, not a curated record